Molecule: messenger RNA, 1829 nt
Organism: Saprolegnia parasitica CBS 223.65
Lineage: Eukaryota; Oomycota; Saprolegniomycetes; Saprolegniales; Saprolegniaceae
Exons: 9
Coding region: 30-1787 (585 amino acids)
Source: RefSeq, a predicted model, not a curated record
CAGAAACCGCGUUGAAACGAAUCGUGGCCAUGGAGAGCCGGGAGCCGGAGGUGCUGCGGUGUCGAGAGAAGAAGAAGGAGGUACAUUUGCAGGUAGCAGACGCCCCCGGCGACGCGACGGUGCGCCGACGCCGAACGACACCACUACAGCCCGUCGUCAACAAUUAUGCGGCGGCGUUCUCGGCCCAAGCCAAGGUCGAGCGCAUCCAAAACCACAAACUCAACCUCCUCCGUGCGUUCGAGCUGAUUGAAAAGCAACGACCCGAGAGUGUCAAGGCGACCAAGAGUAUGCCCAAGCUGCGAACGCUGCACCGGACGACAUCGAUGCAUACCGCCGCACCUGUCUUUGACCUGUCCGAGCUCAUGGCGUACGCCGACAUAUCGCCGCCCAAGCCCACGACCGAGCGACUACGCACAUCGUCGCGCAAGGUCGUCGGCGCGCUUGCGAAACUCGACCGGCCGCAGUCGGCGACAGCGCUGACGCCUCCAAAGGCAGCCCGCUGCAAACGACCGCAGUCGGCGACGGACCGGGUCCAACGCCAGGUUGAGAGCCAAGUCCAGCGGGUCUUGAACCGGUACUAUGCCAAGUUUCAGCCGCAUCUGCCGGUCGUCAAGACGUGGGCCGUGCCGCUCAGCGACCACCGCGCGCCAACGCCGUGCGAUGAAGGCAAUUCGAGUGGUUUGCCGCAUUUCCACCUGAAUUUCCGUGGAUUGCCAUUGCGCAACGGUGGCAUUCCUGGGUUUAAUGUGCGGACGACUCCGAGCACGUUUGCGCUGCGGACGUUUGUGCCGCGCAUGCUCGUUUCGGUCGACUUGGCCGGCACGCAGCUGAGUGAUGCAGGGUGCUACGCCGUGGCCACACAACUUAUCCACGAACCGUCGAUCACGAGCCUUGACGUACGGUCCAACGCACUCACACUCGAUGGCAUCCACGUCCUCCUUGACGCCGUGCAGUGUCGGGCCAUGUACCACGCCCUCAACCACCGACUCGCACCGGUCACGACGCUCCUUUUGGCCAACGCCGGCGUCGACAUGGACAAGGUUCAGAGUCUCGUGGCUGCUGCCAACCUCUCGGUGGUCGUCGUUGCGCCGGACGACGUCGACUGCGCCGCGCUCGGGGUCGAGCAUCUUCUGCGCGACCAAACACAAAAGGACGGCAUCGGCACCUCGGUGGCAGUUCCAAACGAGACACCCGUGCCACCACCAGCGCUCCGACUGCAGCGCCUGCCGUCGUACCACGCCGUCGCGGAGCCCACGGCCGCGACCGAGUACAUCCGUGCGACCAAGCUGCUCCCUACGCAAGUGCUCUGCACGCCGUUGACAGAGACACGGCAGCCUCGCCGAGUCACCGACUUGACGUCGUCCGUCACACAUCCUCACGGUCCGCCGUCGGCAAGCUCCGACGAGAGGCCCGAGGAAAAUGUGACAUCCGAAAAGUCGACGAGGAAGGUCCGUCUUGGAACGUACUUGGACCACCUCGAAGCCUCGGUGCACCAGCUGUGCACCGCGUCCCCCAAACAUCAUUUGGCGCGUGCUGACGUGGACGCUGCCCCCGCGCUCGCCCACCAAGUUGCUUUCAGCGCCGCCCACACGGCACUCUACCGCUUGUAUCGUCAACCACCCGUCUCGGUACCUACGAUCCCACGUCUCGAUCUCGGCGUCCAAACGUCGUCGCAUCCGUCGGCGGCCCCAUGGCGACCGGAACACAUGACGGUGGUCGGAUCCGUAGCGCAGCAGGUUGCGGCGGCAAGUCUCCAAUGGGCGCUCUUUAGUCCUGCGCCGUCGUAGGUAUUCGUUGCAUGGACAAGAACAACGUGUAAAUAAGAAAGG